This is a messenger RNA of Notothenia coriiceps (black rockcod), 2135 nucleotides long. It is a transcript of the gene bbs12, whose product is annotated as Bardet-Biedl syndrome 12. The transcript is spliced from 2 exons. The record is from RefSeq and is a predicted model, not a curated record. Gene Ontology annotation, molecular function: ATP binding. NCBI's taxonomy places the organism in Eukaryota, Metazoa, Chordata, Actinopteri, Perciformes, Nototheniidae. Gene Ontology annotation, biological process: chaperone-mediated protein complex assembly; photoreceptor cell maintenance. The coding region runs from base 84 to 2009 and encodes 641 amino acids.
UGCUUAAUCUUUUUCCCCGGAGCAGCUGGUCAGUGGGAACAGAAACAACUAUCCUAUGUCAUUAAAUUAAGACACCUCAAGUAAUGCUUGGAAGCACCAUUAUAAACCACCGACAACAUGUUGGACUUCAGAAGCUCGCAGCGCUGGCAGGAAUCACACACUCCUCUUUGGGCCCCAAUAAAAAGUAUAAGUUCAUCCAGGAUGAAGCGAGCGGGGAGUCAGCUCUGGUGUGCUCCUGUUUUCGCAUCUUUGAGAAUCUGGAGCUGAGCUGUGCCGUGGGUCAGCUGGUUCACGAGACUAUCCAGGCCCACCAGAAGGUCUAUCACACAGGGUCGGGAUGCCUGCUGUUUCUCGCCGGAGCGUGGAGUCGUGCUGCUCUGGAGUGCCUUCAGAGAGGGAUUCCAGUCCCUCACAUCCUCUCUGCUUUGUCUGAAGGGAUGGAUAUAUGCGUCGAUGUUUGCAGGAAAAGCAGCGUCUCCACUGAGGGUCUCCAUGUUGAGCCAUCUGAGAGCUUCAAUGCGAAAUCACAUGCUUUAGGAUUUCAACUGUCAAAGAAACCCAAUGUGGAAGCUUCCCAAGCAUCAAGCAACCUGCAAGAGACAUCAACAGUUGGUCUUAAGACUCUAAAUGGCAGUAGACAAAGAAAAAUAAAACUCAGCAGACAUUUUUACGAGGCCAGAUCAGAAAAUGUCUCAACAGUAACGCAACCUGAUCACCCUAAGCUCCCUGACAUUGCACACAUCGCAAAGGGAUUGAGUCAUGGUUGUGUCGAUGCGAUGAAUUUAGUAGUAGAAGCUAGCCGAGUACAGUCAAAAAAUCAUCCAGAAAACAUCAGCUGUUCCACAUUUGAUGUUACUAAAGUGAUGACUUGUGUGCUUCCUGGUUUACCAGAGGAGCAUGCAUGUGUUUUACCAGGCUGCAUCGUCCUUGUAUCUGAUGAACAGGCUUCAGUUGCACAUCACUUAAAAGAACAGUCCUUAAGAGUUGCUCUAAUUAAUGGAGAUUUAUCAGACACCUAUCGCCAUCUUGGCUUUAAAAAGCUAACAGGUGUACAGUGCGUGAGCGACCAGUCCGACUUUACAAGUUCAAGCAAAGACAAAGAGUGGAUGGAAAAGAUCGUGGCACUUCUGUUGAACCUGGGAGUGAACCUGAUACUUGUCAGCGGGCUGGUUCGUGAGGAAGUGAUUCAGAGCUGUUGUAGACAUCAUAUACUUGCGGUGGAAAAAGUGAAGGCUUCCGUUUUGAGAGCCUUUGCUAAAGCAACGGGAGCUGUUCCGGUGACAUACGGCACACAGUUGAGUAGGCACUGUAUCGGUCUUGGUGUUAAGGCUGAAAUAUGGAGGGACCUCAGCAGCUAUGAUGGAAAACCUUUAAUUACUGUGAAUAUUUCCACUGUAGAAAACAGUGAGUUGGUCACAGUGAUUCUCUCGAGCUGCGUACAUGGCAAGCUGCAGGCCAUGGAGGACCGGUUCUGGGCCUGUGCUUAUCGUUUACACCACAUGCUGGAAGACAAAGUCCUCCUGCCUGGUGCUGGAGUGACAGAAAUGCUUUGUGUUCACCACCUUCAAAGGGAAGCAGAGAAACAUGUCAAACAUCACAGAGAGAGGAACAGGGACUCAGCCGCUAACCCUUACAGAGGCCAAGUGUUGAAGCUCAUUGCAGAUGGUUUAUUAGAUUACAUAUCCACCGUAAUGGUUAACACCGGAAGGUUCUCAAAAGUCAAAGCCAUGACGGCAGCACGCCAACAACUGCAGAACAAUAACGAAAGUCUUGAUGCAAAGUUAUCACAGCUUUCCUUGGAAGGUGAAGAGGAGGAUAGCGGAGUUUCAUUACCGAUUAAAUCAAGCAAAGCACCCGCAGUAAAGAUCUAUGAUAAUCUGAGUGUGAAGCAGGAAUCAUGGAGGAAAGCUCUAGAUCUGGUCGUCCUGGUCUUGCAGACUGAUGCGGAGGUCAUCACAGGCAUUGACCAAACAUCUGAUGAUACACAAGAAAAGCUGAUGCUGUUGUGAUUUCAUUUUGAAGGAUUGGCUGUCCUACACAUUCCCAAAUUGAAAAAUAUAUGUAUUUAACUUGUUUGUAAUGUAUUUUUGUAUGAAUGGUACAAAGGAAAAGUCAAAUAAAGUGUUUUCAUAUUC